Messenger RNA from Electrophorus electricus (electric eel), 4708 nucleotides. It is a transcript of the gene aclyb, whose product is annotated as ATP citrate lyase b. Gene Ontology annotation, cellular component: cytosol. Gene Ontology annotation, molecular function: ATP citrate synthase activity. NCBI's taxonomy places the organism in Eukaryota, Metazoa, Chordata, Actinopteri, Gymnotiformes, Gymnotidae. Gene Ontology annotation, biological process: citrate metabolic process; fatty acid biosynthetic process; acetyl-CoA biosynthetic process. The record is from RefSeq and is a predicted model, not a curated record.
AUGAGGUGAGAUACUCCGAGGAGGGACAGUAGUACCGGGACGGUCAUAGCCCCAAUUACCUAGAUCCUGAGGAAUACUGCUACACUUCUGUUCAUUUGUAAGUGAUUGAGGCGUAAUGUCUGCUAAAGCCAUCUCAGAGCAGACAGGCAAAGAAUUCCUGUACAAAUACAUAUGCACCACAGCCGCUGUGCAGAACCGCUUCCGUUUCGCCUCCAUCACCGCAGAGACUGACUGGGAGCGACUCACACAUGACCAUCCAUGGCUCCUCACUGAGCGACUGGUUGUGAAGCCUGAUCAGCUGAUUAAGCGCAGGGGAAAGCUUGGAUUGGUGGGCGUGGACUUAGACCUGCAAGGUGUUCAGGACUGGCUGAAACCACAUCUGAUGAAAGAAACCACAGUUGGAAAGGCGAAGGGCAUCCUUAAGAACUUCCUCAUUGAACCAUUUGUGGCCCACUCGCAGGAGGAAGAAUUUUAUGUGUGCAUAUUCGCUACACGGGAGGGUGACUAUGUGCUGUUCCAUCAUGAAGGCGGGGUGGACAUUGGAAAUGUGGAUGCCAAAGCACAGCGCCUACUAGUGGGAGUGGAUGAGAAACUCGGCGUGGAUGCAGUUGUCAAGCAACUACUAGUACACGUUCCUGAUGGGAAGAAAGGGGUUCUGGCUAGCUUCAUUGUGGGCCUCUUUAACCUGUAUGAAGACCUGUACUUCACAUACCUGGAGAUUAACCCCCUCGUCGUCACCCAGGGUGGAGUGUACGUUCUUGACAUGGCUGCUAAACUUGAUGCCACAGCCGACUUCAUCUGCAAGCCUAAAUGGGGAGAUGUGGAAUUCCCCCCUCCAUUUGGGAGAGAGGCUUACCCUGAGGAGGCCUACAUAGCAGAUCUGGAUGCUAAGAGUGGCGCUAGUCUCAAACUCACCAUCCUGAACCCAAGAGGGCGGAUCUGGACCAUGGUGGCAGGAGGUGGAGCCUCAGUUGUGUACAGUGACACCAUAUGUGACCUGGGUGGAGUGGAUGAGCUGGCCAACUAUGGAGAAUACUCUGGUGCACCCAGCGAACAGCAAACGUACGACUAUGCCAAGACCAUUCUCUCCCUCAUGACCCGCGAGAAACACCCAGAUGGCAAAGUCCUGAUCAUUGGGGGCAGUAUUGCUAACUUCACCAACGUGGCUGCUACCUUUAAAGGCAUCGUCAGAGCCAUUAAGGACUACCAGGGCCCUUUGAAAGAGCACGAGGUCUCCAUCUUCGUGCGGCGUGGAGGACCGAACUACCAGGAGGGGCUCAGGGUGAUGGGAGAAGUAGGAAAGACCACUGGGAUUCCUCUUCAUGUCUUUGGCACAGAAACACAUAUGACUGCUAUCGUUGGGAUGGCACUCGGCCACCGACCAAUCCCAAACCAGCCUCCUGUAGCUGCCCACACAGCCAACUUCUUACUGAACUCCAGUAGCAAUGCUGCAACUCCAGCAACAACUAGAACAGCUUCAUUCUCUGAACACAAACUGGCCAAUGACAUCACACCUGCCAAGAAGGCAAAGCCAGGAGUUCCACCAGUGCGCCCUCUUUUCAAAAUGUGCUCUGUGAAGGGUGCACUCAAUAGAUAUGGUACAGAACCUCAGAGCACAGCUGACAGGAGCAGAGUGAAGGCCACCACUCUGUUCAGUAGCCACACUAAGGCAAUUGUGUGGGGCAUGCAGACCCGGGCAGUGCAGGGCAUGAUGGAUUUUGACUAUGUUUGCUCUAGGGAAGAGCCCUCUGUAGCUGCCAUGGUCUACCCCUUCAUUGGGGACCACAAACAGAAGUUUUAUUGGGGUCACAAGGAGAUCUUGUUGCCUGUCUAUAAAAACAUGGCUGAUGCCAUGAGGAAGCAUCCAGAAGUGGACGUUCUCAUCAGCUUUGCGUCUCUUCGUUCUGCCUAUGACAGCACCAUGGAAACUAUGCAGUACCCACAGAUCCACACUAUAGCUAUCAUAGCUGAGGGCAUUCCUGAAGCACUGACACGCAGGCUCAUUAAGACUGCGGAUGAGAAGGGAGUCACCAUCAUCGGACCAGCAACUGUGGGUGGUAUUAAGCCCGGUUGUUUUAAGAUCGGUAACACGGGCGGCAUGCUGGAUAAUAUCCUGGCAUCUAAGCUAUACCGUCCAGGCAGCGUGGCCUACGUGUCCCGCUCCGGGGGUAUGUCCAACGAGCUCAACAACAUCGUCUCCCGCACCACAGAUGGAGUCUACGAGGGUGUGGCCAUUGGCGGAGACAGGUACCCAGGGUCCACAUUCAUGGACCAUGUUCUGCGCUACCAGGACACUCCAGGUGUGAAGAUGAUCGUAGUUCUCGGCGAGAUUGGGGGAACAGAGGAGUAUAAAAUCUGUCGGGGUGUCCAGGAGGGGAGGAUCACCAAGCCGGUUGUUUGCUGGUGUAUUGGAACCUGUGCCACCCUUUUCUCCUCUGAGGUGCAGUUUGGCCAUGCGGGAGCAUGUGCUCACCAGGCUUCAGAGACUGCAGUGGCUAAGAACCAGGCUCUGCGUGACGCUGGCGUGUUCGUGCCCAACAGCUUUGAUGAGCUGGGUGACAUCAUCAGAACGGUGUAUGAUGACCUGGUAGCCAGUGGGAAUAUUAUUCCAGCUCAGGAAGUUCCUCCACCAACAGUACCAAUGGACUACUCGUGGGCCAGGGAGCUGGGUCUGAUCCGUAAGCCAGCAUCCUUCAUGACCAGUAUCUGUGAUGAGAGAGGCCAGGAGCUCAUCUACGCUGGAAUGCCCAUCACUGAGGUCUUCAAAGAGGAGAUGGGAUUGGGUGGUGUGCUUGGUCUGCUCUGGUUCCAGAGGAGGUUGCCUCGCUAUGCGUGCCAGUUCAUUGAGAUGUGUCUGAUGGUGACGGCAGAUCAUGGCCCAGCCGUGUCAGGUGCACACAACACCAUCGUGUGCGCUCGUGCGGGCAAAGACCUCGUCUCCAGCCUCACAUCUGGACUGCUCACUAUCGGAGACCGCUUUGGUGGAGCUCUGGAUGCAGCUGCUAAACAGUUCAGUAAGGCCUUUGACAGUGGCUUGUUGCCUAUGGAGUUUGUCAACAAGAUGAAGAAAGAUGGCAAACUCAUUAUGGGCAUUGGACACAGGGUCAAAUCGAUCAAUAACCCUGAUAUGAGGGUGCAGAUCCUGAAGGACUUUGUGAAACAGCACUUCCCUGCUACACAGCUUCUGGACUAUGCCCUUGAUGUAGAGAAAAUCACCACUUCCAAGAAGCCAAACUUGAUUCUAAAUGUGGAUGGUUUUAUUGGAGUGGCAUUUGUGGACUUGCUAAGAACAUGUGGAGGGUUUACACGAGACGAGGCAGAUGAGUUUGUGGAAAUCGGAGCUCUGAAUGGGAUCUUUGUGCUAGGACGCAGUAUGGGCUUCAUUGGUCACUAUCUGGACCAGAAACGGCUGAAGCAGGGUCUGUACCGCCACCCCUGGGAUGACAUCUCCUAUGUGCUGCCUGAGCACAUGUCUAUGUGAUCUGGUAACCAUGGAAACAACCAUGUUUGGACCACCCUCCUGCGGUCUUUCUUUAGGUCUUUUCUUUUUUUCUACGCAAAUGAGAAAUCGGGUCUGUUCUGGAAAACGGUUGCUACACCUGGGUCAUAUUAUUUCUGACUGAAAUCCAGAGGCCGAAAUGGUGAAGUAGCUGUUUACACUGCUAUGGUUACAUGGGGAACUCCUUGUUUAAUUUUCAAAUCUUAGAAAUUGGAAGGAACCCAUUAAACUCCCUUGUGUUCAGAUACUGCAAAAAAUACAAGCACCACCUAUUUGAAAAUUAAUCAGGAAGAGGGAGAACUUCAAAUCACAACUUGGUGUAGUGGUACUGCAAUGUUACGAUUUGACAAGCUUAUGGUAGAGUGGCUUCAUUUCAGUUUCACUUGAUAAAUGUUUCUGUUCAUUCAGUUAACACUAAAAUUCACCUGCAGCUGUUUCACUGAAUAAAACUUGUGAUGUGUAGUUGUGAUUGCUAACAUUACUCUGGCUCUAGUUAGGUACAUGAUGUGGUGUUGAAACAUGUGACCUAUGUCUUACUGCCUCAAAAGCAUCUCUGCAUACUUCUCAUUUAACUCAGAAUAAUGCUACAAAACUUAUACCGUCAACAGCUUCUACAUUGCUGGUCCUAUUGUGAACUGGAAGAUGUGUCUAUUUGACAAUGUGCUGCAUUUUUGCUUUGAUAGCACCUCUAGCUACUGUUGCACAUCUGUGUUGUGAGAAAAGGGUGAAUCUGUCUUACAACAGAAUUACAAUUUGGAGGAAAUAGGGUUAAAUUUAAUCCAACAGUCUGAAUGUUCAAGUAUUAAAUACCAAGCUGGGUCAUGAUCACCAGGGCAUUCAGUACAGCACUUUAAAUUGCACAGAAUGGUGCACAUGGAAGGUUGGCUUACACUGACAGACUUGCAAGACUGUUGGUUUAAAUACAAAAAGGAAAUUCAUGGCGUUAUUCCCGAGGUGUGUACGCAUGUUUGCAUGCGUGACUGUUUAUUGGUCAUAGAACACUUAGCUCUUCCUCCUCUUUAGAGCAGCACUGUUUUAGUUAUGUCUGACUUCUUAUUUUGGGGAGACUGGGUUCUCCACGUUAUGAAUUUGUUUUUAUGUUUGACUCCAUACAGUUAUUUAAAUCUGAGUUUAAGUAAAUGCUUUUGUUUUUGGUUUUUAAUCUAAACUGUAAAAUUGUUGAGAAAUAAAAGCUCUUUUCUUGUCUGA